UUAGCAUCGCGCGAGAUGAUGUCGAUUUCAGCGGGAAAACAAAGUAUUCUGAUGCCCUAGUUGUUUGUAUUUACCUAAUGCACAAUGAGUGACACGGAGGAAAAAUCUGCACAGGAAGUCAGCCAAGAAGAUGUUUUUAAAAAUGUCACAUACUACCUUGUUGGAGACAUAAAUGAGAACGUGGUGAAACAACUGGAUGAUGGAGGUGCUAAACUGGACAGCUACCUCAGUGAGAUGGUCAGCCAUGUCAUCGCUGAUGACAUUGAAGCUGACGAAUGCGCUGAAGCAAAAGACCUGUUUGAUCUCCCCAUUGUAUCUAGUGCCUGGGUUGGACUCUCUGUCAAAUGCAAGAAACAGUUACUAAAAGAGGUAUUUGCCCUGGAGGGACUCGUCUUCUCGGGCGUAGUUGUUUGUGUGUCCCAGUUAGAUGAAGAAGACCGAAAGUCUUUAUGGAGCAUGGUGACAUAUCAUGGAGGCAGAUGCCAGACGCGGCUGGAUAAACAUGUCACCCAUCUCGUCACAUUCACCACCGAAGGGAAAAAGUACACCGAGGCUAUGAAGAGAGCUGAGAAGAUAAAGAUUGUGUGUCCCGACUGGAUCACGGACAGCAUUCAGGAGAAGAAGAAAGUAGAUGAAAGCAUUUACCACCCGAGACUGAUAGAAUAUCCCAAACCUGAGUCCCCACCCAAACCAAAGACACCUGAAACAGAAAUCCUAACUCCAACCAGGAACCUGGCCAUUAGUCCCGGACCAGGCCAACAACUUGCACAACAAAUUGCUGCUGGGCUCAGGCUCAAAUCUUCCUCUGAGGAAAUGCCCCGAAAUGGAAGUCGCCCAGGAACACCAAGUAGCUCAAGUGCGAAGGAAGCAUUAGCUCGGAUGGUGAACAGCAGAUUGCAGCAGUCUAGGGUGGGAGACAGCCCUGAGGCCCGCCCAGCACCCCCUAGUCCCCUGUUUCCCCACCCACACCCAUCUCUACCCCCAGGGCAGCAUCCCCUCACCCCCCAGAUGGCCCCAGGGCAGACCCCUCCACUCAUCAACCCUCAGAUGAUGACAUUCAACCCUCUUCAAGACCCCGGCAUGGGCAACAGAACACUGAGGAACAUCACCAACAACGCUGAACAGGCACAGCAUGGACUCCGACCAGGGAUGAACAAGAUUCACCAGAUGUUCAACAUGCCCCGCCAUGUCCGUCCUCCACCUCCGUACCCCAUCCCUCCCCACACGCUGCAGGUGCUGCCACAGUUCUGGGGCCACGACCCUGCGGACAACAUUCCCCCGGACAUGUGCCUGCUGGGGUGCGUGUUCUACGUCACCGACUACCAGGCUAUCCUGGGACAGGAGGAAAUAAACACGUGGAAGCAGGUGAUCGAGCAGUAUGGCGGCCAGGUGGACUCGUCCUACUCCAGUCGUAUCACCCACCUUCUCUGCGCCACACAGUUCAGUGAUGUCUUUCAGCUGGCUCUGAAGGACCAGAAACGUGUGGUGACGGCGUUCUGGCUGAACGACUGUCUCCUGCAGAAGAAGCUCCUCCCUCCGUGGCAGGGCCUCCAUCUCCCCCAGGUGUACCGUGACCAGAAGCCCUGCAGCAACCAGAUCAUCUGCAUGACGAACUACGAUGGCGAGGAACGGCAGAGGAUAAAGCAGAUGAUCAACGCAAUUGGUGCCAAAUAUACAGGCUACAUGACACACUCCAACUCUGUCCUCAUAUGUAAAAAACCCGAAGGUUUGAAGUAUGACAAGGCCAAAGACUGGAGAAUACCUGUUGUGAAUGUGCACUGGUUGACGGACCUGGUGAUCGGGAAUCUCGAUGCUCUGCGUCUGCCGGUACACGUCAAGUACCUCCAGCUGGGUCAGCCUAACGAGUUCAGCAUGGACAUUGUCAAAGUCCAGGGCUUCAUGGGUGGCUGGAAGACUCACCUGAAAGUCAGUAAAGAAGCUUGGAAGAAAUUUAUUCCUGCUGCCAAGUUACGACCUCAGCCGGCCCCUGGACAAGAGAACCCCGGAGUCAAACAUAAACUGUCUGAGUCAGAGAAGGACGAACCUCUCGCUAAGAAACCAAGGCUAGAGAGUAAUGGCAACUCCACACAGCCCAGGGUCAUGUUCACAGGUUAUCCUAAAGGCAUUGUGAAGAGACUACAGCAGAUUGUGAAUGACUUAGGCGGAGUGUUGGUGGACAACCCUCGGGACUGUAGCCACCUGGUGUCGCAGAUCUUCUCACGGACCAUGAAGUUCUUCGUGGCCAUCAAUGUCUGUAAGUUCAUCCUGACCAAGGAGUGGCUGGAGGAGAGUCUCAUCCAGAGCAAGUUUCUCGAUGAGUCUAAGUAUCAUCUGAAUGACUUGAAGGGAGAGACAGAGAUUGGCUGCAAACUGUCCGAGUCAUUACAGAGGGCCAAGUCAAAACCAUUGUUUCAGGGUCUAACAUUUCACAUCACGCCUGGAGUGGCGCCCCCUGUCUGUGAUGUCCGGAACAUCGUGGAAAGUGCUGGGGGUACAACAGUCAAACGACGUCCAUCAGCUAAAACCAUAGCAGCUCAAAUGGACGACAAGGGGAGACCAAAGUUUAUUGUAAUUACGUGUGUCAAUGAUAUUCAUUUAUGUCGGGACUUGCUGGCCAAGAAAAUUCCCGUCUACAAUGCAGAGUUUGUGCUAACAGGAGUGCUGCGACAAGAAGUGAACUUUGAUAUAUUUCGUCUCGGAGCACACUAGCAUUCUAUCGGAUGGACUAUAAGGAGCCGCCAGUAGUGAGAGGAUGUGCUUGAUGUGCUUGUGUGAGUGUGUGUGCAGGCUAUAAUGUUUCAUGGGAUUGUGCUCAAGACUUGGUGCAAAUGGCAGCAGUUGUCCUUGCAACGAAAAACCACUGUUGGCUGAUGUUUUUACAGACUUUUAUAUAGGGCAUCAUUCGAUGAAGAAAGUUGUAAAUGUGUGUUUUGUUACGGUUGUUUUAGCAAUACAUUCAGACAGUCCCACAAUAAGUCCUGUUGUUCAUCAGCAUUAUUUAUAAACAUGCUGCCUCGUCAGCUUGAAAAGCUAUCUACCAUUUCAUUGUGUGCAGUGUUGUGGCCUGGUGACUGAUGCAGAACAUAUGGUUUUAUAAGAUUGUUUCUGAAUGUACAUUUCUGAAUGUACAUAGAUAUAUUUAUGGAGAUUUGGGUUAAAAGAUUGGAACUGUUACCUGGGAUACCAUGCUUAAAGAAGAGACUUUUAUGCAUGUCAACUUCUUUAUUAUGAGGAAAACAACAUUUCAGAAUAUCUCCUUACUCCUUCAUGAGGUGAAUGUUUUCUUCCGCCCGAAGACCUUUUUCUUG
Molecule: messenger RNA, 3308 nt
Organism: Haliotis rubra (blacklip abalone)
Lineage: Eukaryota; Metazoa; Mollusca; Gastropoda; Lepetellida; Haliotidae
Product: PAX-interacting protein 1-like
Exons: 20
Coding region: 85-2709 (874 amino acids)
Cellular component (GO): MLL3/4 complex
Source: RefSeq, a predicted model, not a curated record